Molecule: messenger RNA, 1985 nt
Organism: Thalassophryne amazonica
Lineage: Eukaryota; Metazoa; Chordata; Actinopteri; Batrachoidiformes; Batrachoididae
Gene: pex3
Product: peroxisomal biogenesis factor 3
Exons: 12
Coding region: 152-1240 (362 amino acids)
Biological process (GO): protein import into peroxisome membrane
Cellular component (GO): peroxisomal membrane
Molecular function (GO): protein-macromolecule adaptor activity
Source: RefSeq, a predicted model, not a curated record
UGUUGCGCUGUUUACCUACGUAAGAUGGCGACUCGUCUGUUCAGCAUUUUAUGCUAGUUGGGAGCUUCGUGUCGCUAAAAUCGUCCAGUUUGUUCAAAGUUCUCUGGGUUUUAUUGCAGUUUUCCCGCGUCGGUUGUUUUACUGUCUGAGGAUGUUCUCUUCUGUCUGGAGUUUUAUUAAACGACACAGGAGGAAAAUAAUUUUCGGCGGAGCAGUAGUUGGAGGAAUCUAUAUUUUGGGUAAGUAUGCUCAGAAGAAGUUGCGGGAGAUCCAGGAGAAGGAUGCGACCGAGUGCUUCACUCAGGCCCGACGACAGUUCCACUUUGAGAGCAACCAGAGGACCUGCAACAUGACAGCUUUGUCGAUGCUGCCGCCACUGAAAGACGCCAUCAUUAAUCAGCUGGACUCAGAAAGUCUCACUGCGCUGCUCAAGACCAAACCCGCCAACAAAUUGGAGAUCUGGGAAGAUUUGAAGAUCAUCAGUUUCACGCGCACUGUGGUGGCGGUUUACAGCACCUGCAUGCUGGUGGUUUUGCUGAGGGUCCAGUUGAACAUCAUCGGCGGGUACCUGUACCUGGACAACUCCAUCUGCAAGAACGCUGCGGUCCCUCUGGUGCCCCCUGAUGUCCAGCAGCAGUAUCUGUCCAGCAUCCAACAUCUGCUGGGAGACGGUCUGACGGCAUUGAUGUCGGCGGUGAAGAGAGCCGUGCAGAACUCAGUGGGCGGGUUGUCUCUGAAGCAGCCACUGUCUCUGCUGGAUCUGGAUCAGCACCUGAGCUGGAUCAGAGCCGAGGUGGAGGCCGGAUCUGAACACCCGCUGUCCUGGUACAUGUUGGCCGACGAUGAGAGCGCCCUCGCCGAGCAGGCGUGCGGGUUAGCGAAGAGUGACAUGAUGACCAUCAGACUGCUGAAUGAGACCCGGGACAUGUUGGACAGUCCAGAUUUCAGCACCGUCCUCAGGGUUUGUCUCCACAGAGGGUUCGCUCGUCUCCUUGACAACCUGGCAGAGUUCUUCCGCCUGCCUCCUGGUGACUCCACCCCCAGUGCAGCACCUGAUAGUCUGUCUGUAGUCAGUCUGCCGCUGGCGAAGAUCAUCCCCAUCAUGAACGGUCAGAUCAACGCCAUCUGCAACGACACGCCGAGCCACUUCGUGCAGGACUUGCUGCUGAACGAUCAGGUGAAAGCAUUUGCUGCAAAUGUUUAUGAGAGCUUCAGCAUGCCUCAGGAGCUGCAGAAAUAACCACAGAAGAAGAAAGCAACAGACGCAGGUAACGUGCCAGAAACUUCCUCGUGCAGAUCUUCACGGUGAGUGUUUGAAAGCAGCAGUGCUCUGAGGACAGAGAAACAACCGCCUCCAUCUGGUGCGUCAUCAGAUGGGAGGCUGUGAUUGGCCACAGAACUGGUGCAUUCUGGGAAGUGGAGUCCCUGUUAAUGUGACUGUGGGGUUUAAGGGGAAAUACGGUGAAGACUGAAUUAAUUUCCAAGUUGAAAGCUGGAUUUCUGUUUUUGUUUUACAUUUGUUCACAAUCAGCGUUUGAGUUUUUAGAGCGGUUUUUAUUUAAAGGGGUCAUGAAAAUGGGUCCAGGUCUUACAAAUCGACACUAAAUCCUCUUAACUGCACCUGUAAUUAUUCAAGAAUUUAGCACUGAGACAAAACACACCUCAGCCAGUGCUCACAGCGCCACCUGUGGGAAACGGAGUGGGCAUGACUGCCAGAGCCAUCAGAUGUUCUUGAAGUGGGCGGGGCUUUUAAAAUGCUUUGUGUGAGUUCACUUUCUUACAGCAUUAGUUUACUUUUUGGAAGCUGCUGACUUUUUUGUUCAUCAGGUUUCAAGUUUGAGUUUUUUUGUUUUGUUUUUUCCCCCAGUUUUGGAGACUCGUCUGUUAAGUCAAACGACAUAAAUGUAUCAUCUCAGAGAAAUAACUGUAUGAAAACUGAUGACUCAUCCAGAUGUUUGUAAUAAAGACAGUGAUCACUUUUGUAU